GCACUGGCAGUUGCUGGGUAAUUUGAAAACUACUGUGGAGGGUUUGGUGUCAACCAACAGCCCCAACGUGUGGUCCAAGUAUGGUGGCCUGGAGCGGCUUUGCAGGGACAUGCAGAGCAUCCUCUAUCAUGGGCUCAUCCAUGACCAGGUGUGCUGCCACCAGACUGAUUACUGGCAAUUUGUGAAAGACAUCCGGUGGCUCAGUCCCCACUCAGCUCUUCAUGUGGAGAAGUUCAUCAACUUACAUGAGAAUGGCCAGAGCAAUGCUGACAGUGUGAGUGAGCGUGCCGUUGCAGAACUGUGGCUGCAGCACAGCUUGCAGUGCCACUGCCUCUCAGCCCAGCUCCGACCUCUGCUCGGGGAUAGACAAUAUAUCAGAAAAUUCUACACAGAUACUGCUUUCCUGCUAAGUGACGCCCACGUCACGGCCAUGCUCCAAUGCCUAGAAGCAGUGGAACAGAACAACCCCCGCCUCCUGGCUCAGAUUGAUGCAUCUAUGUUCGCCAGAAAGCACGAGAGCCCACUAUUGGUGACAAAGAGCCAGAGCCUGACAGCUCUGCCUGGUUCCACAUACACCCCUCCAACCAGCUAUGCUCAGCAUUCCUACUUCGGGUCCUUCUCUAGCCUGCACCAAUCCGUGCCCAACAACAGCUCGGAGAGAAGAUCUACUUCUUUUUCACUCUCUGGCCCUCCCCGGAAACCUCAAGAAAGCAGAGGGCACAUCUCACCAGCAGAGGAUCAAACCCCCCAAGCCCCCUUGCUUUCAGUCUCUGCACUAGCCAGGGAUUCUCCUUCAACCCCAAAUGAGAUGAGCUCUAGCACUCUAACCAGCCCCAUAGAGGCAUCCUGGGUCAGCAGCCAAAAUGAUUCCCCAAGUGAUGCCAGUGAGGGGCCUGAGUACCUGGCCAUUGGCAACCUGGACCCCCGAGGCCGGACUGCCAGCUCUCAAAGUCACAGCAGCAAUGCCGAGAGCAGCAGCUCCAAUUUGUUCUCCUCCAGCAGCUCCCAGAAGCCAGAUUCUGCUGCUUCUUCCUUAGGGGACCAGGAGGGAGGUAGGGAGAGCCAGCUAUCCAGUGUCCUUCGCAGGUCCAGCUUCUCAGAGGGGCAGACACUCACUGUCACCAGUGGGACGAAGAAGAGCCAUAUUCGCUCCCAUUCAGAUACCAACAUCGCUUCCAGGGGAGUCCCAGAAUCCUGCAAUGAUAAGUCGAAGUUGAAAGGCCCCUUGUCUGGUCAAAGCAGUGAAGGCAGCACACCCAGCUCUCUGUACCUGGAGUAUGAGGGUGGUCAGUACCAGUGCUCAGGGGAAGGCAUGUUCCGAAGACCAUCAGAAGGACAGUCGCUCAUCAGCUACCUCUCUGAGCAAGACUUUGGCAGCUGUGCAGACCUGGAAAAGGAGAAUGCCCACUUCAGCAUCUCAGAGUCCUUGAUUGCCGCCAUUGAGCUAAUGAAAUGCAAUAUGAUGAGCCAGUGCCUAGAAGAGGAGGAAGUAGAGGAAGAAGACAGUGAUAGAGAAAUCCAGGAACUGAAGCAGAAGAUCCGCCUUCGGCGCCAACAGAUCCGAACCAAGAAUAUGUUCCCCAUAUACCAGGAGGCUGAGCAUGGAAGCUUUCGAGUCACCUCCAGCAGCUCCCAGUUCAGUUCACGUGAUUCGGCGCAGUUCUCUGAUUCUGGCUCUACUGAUGAGGUUGAUGAAUUUGAAAUCCAAGAUGCUGACAUCAGAAGGAGCACAGCCUCAAGCAGCAAAUCCUUCAUUUCUUCUCAGUCCUUCUCCCACUGCUUCCUACACUCCACAUCUGCUGAGGCAGUGGCCAUGGGGCUCCUGAAGCAGUUUGAGGGGAUGCAGCUUCCAGCUGCCUCAGAGCUGGAAUGGCUAGUCCCAGAGCAUGAUGCUCCCCAGAAGCUCCUGCCCAUCCCUGAUUCAUUGCCCAUCUCACCGGAUGAUGGGCAGCACGCUGACAUCUACAAGCUGCGUAUCCGUGUUCGUGGCAACUUGGAGUGGGCCCCACCGCGGCCUCAGAUAAUUUUUAAUGUUCAUCCAGCCCCAACGAGGAAAAUUGCUGUGGCCAAGCAGAAUUACCGCUGUGCGGGAUGUGGCAUCCGGACUGACCCUGAUUAUAUCAAGCGGCUACGGUACUGUGAGUACUUGGGCAAGUACUUCUGUCAGUGCUGCCAUGAGAAUGCCCAGAUGGUCAUCCCCAGCCGGAUUCUACGCAAGUGGGACUUCAGCAAGUACUAUGUCAGCAAUUUCUCCAAGGACCUGCUCAUUAAGAUCUGGAACGAUCCUCUCUUCAAUGUGCAGGACAUCAACACUGCCCUCUAUAGGAAGGUCAAGCUGCUCAAUCAAGUCCGACUGCUGCGGGUCCAGCUGUAUCACAUGAAGAACAUGUUCAAGACAUGCCGGCUGGCCAAAGAACUUCUGGAUUCCUUUGACACAGUCCCAGGCCACCUGACAGAAGAUCUCCACCUGUACUCACUGAAUGACCUGACUGCAACCAGGAAGGGGGAGCUGGGGCCCCGGCUUGCUGAGCUCACCAGGGCAGGGGCUGCCCAUGUAGAACGGUGCAUGCUCUGCCAAGCCAAGGGCUUCAUCUGUGAGUUCUGUCAGAAUGAGGAAGACAUUAUCUUUCCUUUUGAGCUCCAUAAGUGCCGGACCUGCGAAGAGUGUAAAGCAUGUUACCAUAAAGCUUGCUUCAAGUCUGGAAGCUGUCCGCGGUGUGAGCGGCUGCAGGCCCGGCGGGAGUUGCUGGCCAAGCAAAGCUUGGAGUCCUGCAUGUCAGACUAUGAGGAGGAACCCACUGAAGCCUUGGCCCUGGAAGGCACCGUCCUGGAGACGACCUGAAGAAAGCACAUUAAGCCCUCUACCUAGAGGCUGGGGUCAUACAUAAUGCGGAACUGAGCCACGCUUUUAAGGACUUUCCCCACUUGGGGCUCUUUUUUUUUUUUUUUUAAAUUAUCAUCAUUAUUAUUUUUUAUGCCUUUUCUGAUGUCUGUGUGUAGUCAGCCUUUGAUAGGUUGAUGGGGUCCAGCCUGUUGUGACAGAUAAAUUGUAAGCACCAGAUAUUUCCGUCAGAACUGACAUGUAGGUUCUUACGUGAAGCUUUCACUGUCAGAGGAAUGGACAGCAAGACCCAAUUCUUCCGAC
This is a messenger RNA of Propithecus coquereli (Coquerel's sifaka), 3145 nucleotides long. It is a transcript of the gene RUBCN, whose product is annotated as KIAA0226 ortholog. NCBI's taxonomy places the organism in Eukaryota, Metazoa, Chordata, Mammalia, Primates, Indriidae. Gene Ontology annotation, cellular component: early endosome; late endosome. The coding region runs from base 110 to 2842 and encodes 910 amino acids. The record is from RefSeq and is a predicted model, not a curated record. The transcript is spliced from 19 exons. Gene Ontology annotation, biological process: negative regulation of autophagosome maturation; negative regulation of endocytosis. Gene Ontology annotation, molecular function: phosphatidylinositol phosphate binding.